Molecule: messenger RNA, 390 nt
Organism: Funneliformis mosseae
Lineage: Eukaryota; Fungi; Glomeromycota; Glomeromycetes; Glomerales; Glomeraceae
Source: the annotation of a GenBank genome assembly
AUGACUUCAAGACAAUAUUAUACAGAUAAGGAUGCCUUUUUCGUUGACUCAUGCGAAAGUAUUAAAAUUCAAGUCUUGCAUUAUCCUCCCGCUAAUAUCAUGUUGAAUUAUCCACCAAUUUUAUUCAUUCAUGGAGCAGGUGUUGCGGCUUGGGCUUGGGAUAAUUUUUGUCGCUGGUUCUCAAAUAAAGGACAUGAUUGCUACGCUAUGAGUUUUCGAGGGCAUGGACAAAGUACGAAGACUCCAAAAAAAGAACAAUGGUGGUCACUCAAUGAUAUUACAAAAGAUGUAUCAGUUGUAACUGAUACAAUAAUUGCAAGAACCGAUUUGAAACCUGUUCUCGUUGGGGGUGCAAAGGUCCGUGAUCAAUAUUGGGCUUCGCUUGACUGA